AUGACCUUUGGAAUCAAUUGUUUCUCUUCGGUAUAUCUUUUGCAAAUACAUCUUUGGCUCUUUGGGGAGGAAACAAGGUUUUGCUUCAGCCUCUUUGGGACAAACACCACCAUCUCGUCCGUGUACAACCACGUCUUCCUGGUCCUCCCGGCGUCGGUGGAUCAGUGGGCGUGGAGGCCGCCCGUGGAGCUGCCCGACCAGGCUCCGUCCUCACCAGAGCUGAUAUCUGGAGUCUUGGGCAACCUGCUGCUCUUUGACCUUCAGUACUACGUCUGGCAUCUCGUCCAUCACAAAAUCCCCUGGCUGUAUGUCACUUUCCAUGCCAUCCAUCAUAAUCAAUGCCUGGGCGGGUGGGAGCUGGUCAUUGUUGGCUUCUGGACGACCCUGAACCUGCUCUUGAGAUGCCACCUGCUGACCACCUGGACCUUUAUGGUGUUGGCACGUCUACGUCUCUAUAUACAUCUGAUACCCUUCAGCCUGUACGGAGGCCCCAGCAAAAACGACAUCCACCAUCAGAAGCCCAACACCAACUUUACUCCACACAAUCCCCCAAAACAGCAACACACAGCAAAUAAAUGUUAAAGGGCAACAAGAACAUGCAAAUACAUUCAUUAUUUAAUGUUACAGUAAAAGGUUAAAACAACAGUGACAGCCUCAUUUGUUGUGGGGAAAAUUGAAAACUGAAUAAAUCCUAGGCUGGAGCUUGAUGUUAUAGAAAUGACAAAUAUGUGUAUUAUGUUUGUCUCUUACUACUUACACUUAGUCACAAUAACUCAUUUGUUUAAUUGAGAUGCCAAUGGACUUAAAACACCUAAUUGGUAAAGACAAAUGGAAGGAAUGAAACUUCUUGACGAAGUGUCAAACUGGGUGCUAAAAUAUGCUGAGACAAAAGGAAAAUGUUUCUUGGUCACUGAGUAAAAUCCAGAUGAAAUCUUCUAUCGCUGAAUCAUUUUCUUUCAAGCAAAGCCGCACAUAUUUGCAUGAACUUGACAAUUCAAUUUUAACAUGGCAAACAUAGACAACAUAAAUUCCAAUUUCAAGAAGUGCCCAAUUAAUAUGCAAAUCAUAAUAGCAAAUACUCCCUCCUCUGCUGAGGAUAUCCUCG
This is a messenger RNA of Phyllopteryx taeniolatus (common seadragon), 1105 nucleotides long. RefSeq names its product cholesterol 25-hydroxylase-like protein 1, member 2. Lineage: Eukaryota; Metazoa; Chordata; Actinopteri; Syngnathiformes; Syngnathidae. The record is from RefSeq and is a predicted model, not a curated record.